This is a messenger RNA of Toxotes jaculatrix (banded archerfish), 3151 nucleotides long. RefSeq names its product dnaJ homolog subfamily C member 16-like. The record is from RefSeq and is a predicted model, not a curated record. Lineage: Eukaryota; Metazoa; Chordata; Actinopteri; Toxotidae. The coding region runs from base 225 to 2648 and encodes 807 amino acids. The transcript has 15 exons.
AAUGUCCAUCUUUAGCUAGGAAAAAAAAUCCUCAUGGUAGCAAGGUAUUAGUAUGUCGUCUGUACAUAAACUUAACGUCCAGGAGGUCAGCAGACCCGACCAUGUAAGCGCUUAGCUUGAUAUAUUUGUCCGUUGCAGAGUAGCUUUGAAACAUUACUUCACUGGGUUCACAGCUCGGUAGCUAGUCAACUGACGUUAGCGUUGGACGAGGACAGUGACAAGCGAUGACGGUCAGGGGAACCAGCCGAAAUCCCGGGACAUAUCCGGUCUUACUCGCCAUCUUUCUGCUAAUUUUGAGUGUACAGUCGGUGAAAGCGGCCUCUGAUUAUGACCCUUACAAAAUCCUGGGUGUCAGCAGGAGUGCCAGUCAAGCAGAAAUCAAAAGGGCGUACAAGAACCUGGCCAGAGAAUGGCAUCCAGACAAGAAUAAGGACCCAAAUGCUGAGGACAUGUUCAUAAAGAUUUCUAAGUCGUAUGAGAUUUUGUCUAAUGAAGAGCGAAGGUCCAACUUUGACCGUUAUGGGCAGAUGGAUGAAAACCAGCCCUUUGGCCAGUCACAACAUCACGGUUUCCGAAGCUUCCACAACAGCUUCUACUUUGAUGAGUCUUUUUUCCAUUUCCCCAGGUCCAGGGACUUUGCAGACAGCAAGUACCUGCUUCACCAUGCGCAGUUUAACAGUGAAGUCCUUCCAGAUAGCCAAAAGAGGCCCUACCUAAUCAAAGUGACCUCUGAGUGGUGCUUUGCUUGCAUCCACAUUGAGCCUGUGUGGAAGGAGACGGUGCAGGAACUGGAGCCAUUGGGUGUGGGCAUCGGCAUUGUGGACCUGGGUUAUGAGCGUCGCCUGGCCAGCCAGCUGGGAGCUCACCGUGCUCCCUCCAUCAUCGGGCUGGUGAAUGGCAGGGUGACCUUCUUCCAUCAAGCUGUAGUACGGGAACACCUGCGACAGUUCAUUGAAGACCUGCUGCCCAACAAACUGGUAGAAAAGAUCACAGAUAACAACUACCUGUCUUUCCUGGACAACUGGCAUGUGGAAAAUAAACCCAGUGUUCUCUUGUUUGACCAAGUCCCAGUUGUUCCCCUGCUCUACAAAUUAACAGCAUUCACCUUCAGAGACUAUGUGCGGUUCGGCUAUGUGGACCAGGGCGACACACACUGCAAUCGGCUCCUACGCCAGUUCAACAUAAACACAUACGCCCCCACCAUGCUGCUGUUUAAGGAGGACACAGAGAAGCCUGUUGACAUUAUCCAGGCCAGAGGGAUGAAGCGACAGAUCAUGGAUGAGUUUGUCUCCAACAACAAGUUCCUGCAGGUGCCACGGCUCGUCAAUCAGCAACUUUUUGAUGAGCUGUGUCCUGUCAAGCAGUUCCACCGACGGAGGAAGUACUGUGUGCUGCUGAUCACAGGGGAGGACCAAGCCUUUCUUCCUGGCAAUAAGGCUUUCCUGGACUUUGCCUCAGCUAACAAAAAAGAGGUGCUGCGCUUCGCAUACGUCUACCAGCGUCAGCAGCAGCCACUCUGUCAGGCACUGCUCCACAAUCAGGUCUCACUCUCACCUCAGGUGGUGAUUCUCGAGAGGCGGAGCCAGGCUGGUAAAGUCCUGUACCGCUCUGUGAGUGGUGGCUGGAACGGCAGCGAAGAAGACAAGUCCCGCCUCCAAGAGCAGCUGGAGCUCCUUCAGAAGGACCCCACCUAUCUGAGCUCAGACGCCACCCUGCCAGAGCUCAACAACGAGAUGGCCCCCAUUUUUAUUGUUCAGUGGAUGAACGCUGCCUAUGAUUACAUCCUUCAAGUAUAUGAUGACCUUCUCUACUCAAACUGGCGAGAGAUGAUGCCCAUCCUGUCCUUGAUCUUCUCAGCUCUCUUCAUUCUUUUUGGCACCGUCAUCAUCCAGGCCUUCAGUGAGCCAGGUGAGAACAAACCCCGGAAACCAAUGCCAAGGGAGCAACCACAAGCUGAGGACAAUGCAUCAAGUAGAGCAAGUACCUCAAGCCGCCCUCCUAAGAAGGACUUUGUGGAAGUGACAGAGCUGACAGACAUCACGUACACUAGUAACUUGGUCAAGCUGAGGCCUGGCCAAAUCAAUGUUGUACUGGUGCUCACUAACGCCUCCAAGAAUGCCUUGCUCCGGAAAUUUGCCAAAGAGGUUUUUUCUUUCUCUGGGACUCAGACCCUCCACUUCUCAUUCCUCAACGCGGACAAGCACUCCAACUGGAUGCCGUCACUCCUUCUCUCUGCCUCUGACGCUGCAGAGAGCAAGGGCCGUUCAGAUGAAGAUGAGGAGCCUACGGACUACGCCGGAUACGUCCUGGCCCUCAACGGCUACAAGAAGUACUUUUGCCUCUUUAGGCCCGUCUUCACAGGGGAGGAUCCCCACGACUCCUCAUCUGAGACCUCAUUCUCUUCUGACAGCAGGAGAAAGUCCCGGUCCAGGUCCAGGUCCAGUUCCCACUCUCGAUCCCGCUCCCAUUCUAGGGAGGACGGGGCCGUCCCCAAGAGAGGCUCCAGUAGGGCCACCAGCAUAGAAGUCCACCAUAAGCUUGACAGACUGGGACUAUGGAUGGAAAGGCUAAUGGAGGGCACCCUGCCCAGAUUACAUGUCCCUGGAUGGCCCUCUCUUGAUGAAACUGCUUCCCACACAGACAGCUGAGGUAAAAAUAAGGUUGGUACGAAUGGUAGCAGAUUCACUUUAUGGUCUUGCCUCCUGAUUAAGUUCUUUAGCAAGAAAGCUGCAGGGUGUCGCAGUUUUCAAAUUAUUAUUUAAGUUCUCUUUUGCAGAGUUAAGUUGCUACACUGAACAGUUGCAACCGGUUUACAGAAUGUCUUAUUUCAUCUGUUAUAGUUACAAUGCUGUUGGAAACAGUGGCUUAGAUUAGUGUGCAACAACAAAUCUGCACCUGUGUGCAUCUUUAAGGCACGAGGCAAACGCAUAUUGAAGCAGAGGCAAAGUCUGAGCUGUGUGACACCACUUCAUGUCAAAAAAGGAGAAAAUCUAUAUGAAAAAAACAACAACAUAAACACAUGGAAUUUUCUCUGUUGUGGUCCUGAAAACAUCUGAAAUGAGUCAGAGUUGUUGCACAGACAUACACAGUCAAGCUCCACACACACACACAGAUGGUGUAUGUUGUUACUUAGCUAAAGGUCUUUGUGGUA